CAAAUAUUUCCAUUUGAAGUUUGACCUUUCUUCGACCUUUUUCUUUUUCAUUUAUUCAUUUUAUUUUCUCUUCGAUUUUUAAUAGCUGUCAUCUCUGCUUUUUUACUUCCACUUAUCUGAUUUCUUCUGCUGCUUUAGCUUCUUCUUGUAAACUUGUUCACCUUCCCCAUACUCGUUCGUACUCGAGAUUAAAAACUCAUAGUAACGCACACACAGUGAACUAGAAGAAGUUCAAAAUGCAUAAUAGCUUCAAAGCAUCCGCAACACAGGCUAUUGAUUUGUACUGCCAUAAUAACCAGACACCCUUUUACCUCAGAAAUGAAGAAGCUGGCAGAAACGGGCCACGCUUUUCGGAUCUUGGGGAGCUUGAACAGUCAGCUGGAAAUGGAUUUCACCAUGAAGAUAACGCUGUUAAUUUAAGCAGAAGCUCAGUAUAUAACGAGUUGAAGGCAAGCAAUGUCUCAGUUGUCUCCAAUAACAUGCAGUUUGGUGGGCUCAGCAAUGCCAUGGUUUCAAACGAGAUGGUUUCAUCUGGAACGGGUUUGGGUUUCAUCUCUCACAAGGAGACAAAUGCAAUGGUGGGUGUGGGUGGGGCUUUGGGCCGUGGCCACUUUGAAAACUGGACCGAUUCUGGGAUUGUAGCGGAUCAUAGCCAGCAGACUGACACGUCAACUGACACGGAUGAUAAAAACCAGUUCUGUAAUUCUCACGGUUUUGGUGAUUCUUUUGAAAUGGGUUAUAUUCUAGCUGAUGAGUAUAAUGGAGUUCAUCGUGAGGGGUUGAUAGUUGUGGAUUCAGUGGACCAGUGCAGGGGCAAAAUUGGGGACCAGAAGGUACUCCGUAGAUUAGCUCAAAACCGUGAAGCUGCAAGGAAAAGCAGAAUGAGAAAAAAGGCAUACGUUCAGCAGCUUGAGAACAGCCGGCUAAAACUCACACAACUGGAGCAGGAGCUCAAAAGAGCACGUCAGCAGAGUAUGUUUGUGUCGUCUGGAAUUUCUGGAAAUCAGAAUCAAUGUGUGGGUGGCAAUGGGGCUUUGGCCUUUGACAUGGAUUAUGCAAGAUGGCUGGACGAACAUAAUCGACUGAUGAACGAUCUUAGGUCUGCUGUGAGUUCUCAUGUGGGUGACAAUGAACUAAGGCUUCUUGUGGAGAGUGUGAUGUCGCAUUAUGAUGAGUUAUUCAGGCUCAAAAGCAUAGGCUCAAAAUCAGAUGUGUUCCACAUGCUCUCGGGCAUGUGGAAAACGCCUGCCGAGAGGUGUUUCAUGUGGUUAGGAGGUUUUCGCUGCUCUGAGAUCCUCAAGAUUCUUGGAAACCAAAUCGAGCCUCUAACUGAUCAGCAGCUGGUGGGCAUUUGCAAUCUGCAGCAAUCCUCACAACAAGCUGAGGAUGCCCUUUCCCAAGGAAUGGAAGCUUUGCAACAAUCCCUUGUGGAGACUCUCUCCUCCAACUCCCUUCCCUCACGCCCUUCUCUCAAUGUUGCCGACUAUAUGGGCCAGAUGGCCAUUGCUAUGACCAAACUUGCCACUCUUGAGAAUUUUCUCCAUCAGGCUGACCUUCUUAGACAGCAGACAUUACAACAACUGCAAAGAAUCUUGACCACACGUCAAGCUGCGCGGGCCCUUCUCGCCAUUAGUGAUUACAUGUCUAGGUUACGUGCUCUUAGCUCGUUAUGGCUAGCACGCCCUAAGGAAUGACUUGAAAAACCCUCUUUACAUACCAAUUUGCCUUCCCCUUAGCAGAUGUUAUGUAAAUUAUGAGGUAGUAAUGUAUCUUUGCCUGUAUUUUAACUUGAAGAGUUGUUUUCAACACCAGAUUGCUCUAGUAAUUCACUGGUGUGAAGCUGUUUCCUAAUUGGGUGCAUCUUAACUAAUCUCAAAUGAAAGGGUGUGAAAUGUUUUACAAUGUUUGGCUGUACUUUUCAAAUUUGUGUAGAAUUGCAAAAGCUACCCCUUAGGUUUGUACUAGUUACCAAGAGAAAAAAUAUUUAAACUUUUUUUGGUUUUUGGAUACCCUCCUUUUGACUGUGUAAAUAGCAGAGUAAAUUGCCUAUAUUUGUUAGGCAAUUGAUUUUCUGAAAUAGAAAUGGAUAUGGGGUCUAUUUGUACUUGGAUAUUAUAGAAUUAUUCCGUCGCGUUUUACCUCUUUUUUUUUUUGUUUUUUCAAUUAUAUUCCUAAAAACAUUUUAUAUUUUCUAAGACAUUCUUUUCCUGAAUCAGAAUUUGAUAUCCAGGCAUUUCCUUAUGCAUUUAUUUAUACAAAAGAACAAAGAUGGAAUUCUAAAUCUUGAGGAAGGCCUGCAAGAACGCAAAUUUCAAUCCAGGUCAUUAUUUUCCCCACUCUCUUGUUUGCCUUUCCUCUUCUGCCCCUUCUUCUUCUUCCCUGCAGUUCCAUUCAAAAAGAAGGCAAAAUUUGGGGUAUGAAAACCCCUGUCCCAUUACCACAUCUCCACAAGUUGACAAUCCAUGCUGGAACUGAAUUUUCUUCAUCCCUGUUCUCAGGCCAGUUGUAAUAUCCUCUUUUUAUCUGAGCAGGGACAUUAUUAAGGCCAUGUUUGGCUGCCACCGUGUUAUGAUUCUUGAUUUCAAGAUUUUCUUCAUCAAAAUUAUCCUCCUCUGCCGUCAGCUGCAAAACUUGUUCCCUAAUCUCGUGAUAGAAGUCAUCAUCUUCGUAUUCGAAUUCGUUGAACGAAUAUUCAUAUUCGUCCGUUAUUUGUAAGUCUUGAGGGAAAACAGUGUGGAUAUCCAUGAGAGGGAAGUUUUUCUAAUUCUAAUUUGUUUGGUUUAUAGCUGACAAAUUGAAUAUGCUCAUGUAUUUAUAUGGGUGUGAUGAUGUGAAU
Molecule: messenger RNA, 2836 nt
Organism: Striga asiatica
Lineage: Eukaryota; Viridiplantae; Streptophyta; Magnoliopsida; Lamiales; Orobanchaceae
Source: the annotation of a GenBank genome assembly